Caenorhabditis briggsae is the source of this 1131-nucleotide messenger RNA. Bases 1 to 1131 code for a protein of 376 amino acids. Lineage: Eukaryota; Metazoa; Nematoda; Chromadorea; Rhabditida; Rhabditidae. The record is from RefSeq and is a predicted model, not a curated record. Gene Ontology annotation, molecular function: G protein-coupled peptide receptor activity. Gene Ontology annotation, cellular component: membrane. The transcript has 4 exons.
AUGUAUCACAACUUUGUUCCCUCCGAUUUCGAACAAUUCGAUAAUUCUACAAAAGAGGCUCUUGUUAUCAUUGGGAAUGCUCUUGUAUUUAUUACUCAAUAUUCCAAUAAACUAAGCUUCUGCCUCGCAGUUAUUGGUGUCUUCAUGAACGCGUUUCAUGUUUUCAUCCUCUCCAAAAAAUCGGCAAUCUCAAAUGUGAUCAAUGUAAUUCUGCUGGGCAUCGCUAUCAGUGACAUGAUGAACUUGAGCGUGAUAGCUGAAAAAAUGUUCUUUUUAAUUUACCGAGAUGCAUGUACCCUUCCAGAUAGUUCUUUUAUCACAAAGCUACUUAAUUUUCUUGAAUUCAUGAAGGACGACUCCCGAAGACUAUCCACGUGGCUUGGUGUUCUUAUGGCAUCUCUUCGCUAUUUGAUCCUAAAAAAUGAUCUAAAUCCGAACUUUGACUUUCUCUUCAAAUCAUCGUCAGGCUGGAAAUCCUUGGCUAUCGCAUCCACAAUCAGUUUUCUAAUGUCUCUUUUCUAUUGGAUUCGCGUGGAUCUUUUUUCUGUAGUCUGGGUACCUCCGAAAGCCUGUGGGUACCCGACUAACUUUAGUAUGCUCAAAUAUAGCUAUAAAACGAAUGAACUGUUCUUCAGUGGGAGAGAAACCUUUAAGUCUUUGAUAGCUUUCGAUGGAAUUUUAAAGAUCAUUCCUGCUUUUGUUCUUCCAAUCCUAGCUGCUUUGUUGGUAAGGGAACUCAAAAAGGCAGAAGUUUCCAGAAAGAAAAUGCCUGUAUCUUCUCAAAGUGCUAAUAAUUCUGAUAACACUUCUAAAUUGGUUAUCAUUAUGACGAUUACUUGUAUCUGUGCUGAAGGACCGAUGGGAAUAGCAUUCGUAAUUGAAGGACUGGUAGCAGAUGUUUCAGCGUUGAGACUACUAGUCAUUUACUUUGAGGGAAUACUUUUCACUUUCGUUAUUUUGAACGCAACUACUCACUUUUUCAUCUGUCUCGGAGUUUCGACAACGUAUAAAAAAACAGUUAAUGAGUUUUUGGGGUACAAGAAACCACAAAAGCAUAUAACAUCCAUAAAUCCAAAAAUCAGUUCAACAAGUACUGUCUCGCGGAGACAAAUAGCUAGGAUAGAUGGUUAA